AACAAUUACUCCGACGAAGAAGAAACCAUCAACAAGAUAUGCGAAACUUUACCUGCGCUGUCACUUCGGUUUGGUCUUUUCAGUAAGAGGGAUGGGACUCUUCCCAAGGAGAAGCGUUUUAUCAAUACUUUUCUUCAUUAUUCUCCUGUCAGAGGGAUAUUUUCGAUGGGUUGAGGCCGAGCACUGUGUGUGGUACGGUGAGUGCGGGGAAUCUGUAAAGGUGCCUGGGAAAAAGUACAACUGCAACUACACCGGUCCUCCCAAGCCGCUCCACCCUGAGGGCUAUGAGCUUCUCACGGAACUUUGUCCGGGAUAUGACUAUGGAAACCGAAGCCUCUGCUGUGAUGUGGAUCAGUUGCAUACUCUCAAAGGGAGUCUCCAGCUGCCCCUUCAGUUCCUGUCUCGGUGUCCCGCCUGUUUCUUCAAUCUGAUGAACCUCUUCUGUGAGCUGACAUGCAGCCCCCACCAGAGUCAGUUCAUGAAUGUCACAAAGAUCAAUGCGUCCAGUGUAGAGGAAGUGCAGUACUAUAUAGGGCAAAGUUUUGCAAAUGCCAUGUACAAUGCCUGCAAGGAUGUUCAGGCACCAUCUAGCAAUGUGAAGGCCCUAUCACUUCUGUGUGGCAAGGAUGCAAAGGACUGCAAUGCUACUAACUGGAUCCAGUACAUGUUCGAUAUUAACAAUGGACAGACUCCCUUCCCUAUCAUUCCGAUAUUCUCAGAUGUUCCGGUGUCUGGUUACACUCCCAUGAACAACAAGACAUAUGCCUGCACAGAGGGCUUAGAGGACGGUUCAGGUCCUUGCUCCUGUCAGGACUGUACAAAUGCCUGUGGGCCCAAACCUGUACCGCCUCCUCUCCCCCCACCCUGGACAAUCCUUGGUAUCGAUGCCAUGACUGUCAUUAUGUGGCUCUCUUACAUGGCCUUCCUGCUUCUCUUCUUUGGAGCUAUACUGGUAGCGUGGUGUUACAGGAAAAGGACAAUCAUGUCUGAGUAUGGUCCCAUACUGGACAGUAACAACCCACUGUCUCUUAACAGUGAUAAUCCUGACCGAGUAAACGCAUCAUGCUGUGAAACUCUUGGCGAACGCUUCGAGAAUGCACUGCGAACCCUCUUCAGCUCCUGGGGUUCCUUCUGCGUGCGCCGUCCCUUUCUGGUAAUACUGGGCAGCCUGAUACUUGUGGUAGCCUCCUCUGGGGGACUUGUCUACAUGCGCAUCACCACCAACCCUGUCGAGCUGUGGUCUUCUCCCACCAGCCAGGCCCGUCAAGAGAAGGACUAUUUUGACAGCCACUUUGGACCCUUCUUUAGAACUGUGCAGCUCAUUAUAACCACUCCACUCAAAAACACUUUCAUCUACUCCCCAUACUUUGGAGGAUCAGAUGUCCCAUUUGGAGCAAUACUGGAUAAAGACAUCCUGCACCAGGUUCUGGAUUUGCAGCUUGACAUCGAAGCCAUUGUGGCCACAUACGAGGGUCAAAAUGUCACCCUGAAGGACAUCUGUUUGGCUCCACUGUCUCCGUACAAUGACAACUGUACCAUCCUGAGUGUCCUCAACUACUUCCAGAACAGCCAUGCUGUGUUGGACCACAGCAUAGGAGAUGACUUCUUUGUCUAUGCUGACUUUCACAGCCACUUCCUCUACUGUGUCAGUGCACCAGCAUCCCUCAACGACACCACUCUGCUCCAUGACCCCUGUUUAGGCACAUUCGGGGGCCCCGUCUUCCCAUGGCUGGCCCUUGGGGGUUAUGAUGCCACCAACUACAACAAUGCCACUGCAUUAGUGAUCACCUUUCCACUCAACAACUACCUGAAUGACUCAGGCAGGCUGGGAAAAGCUCUGGCAUGGGAGAAAGAAUUCAUCAAGUUCAUGAAGAACUUCAAAAAUCCCAACCUGACCAUAGCGUUCAGUGCAGAGAGGAGUGUUGAAGAUGAAAUUGACAGAGAGAGCAACAGCGACAUAAACACCAUUGUCGUCAGCUAUGCCAUUAUGUUCAUCUACAUCUCCGUGGCCCUGGGUCGCAUCCACAGCUUCAGGAGACUGAUGGUGGACUCUAAGAUUUCUCUGGGUAUAGCAGGUAUCCUGAUUGUACUCAGCUCUGUGUCCUCCUCACUCGGGAUCUUCAGCUAUGCCGGUGUCCCUCUCACGCUCAUUGUAAUUGAGGUCAUUCCCUUCCUGGUUCUGGCUGUUGGAGUGGACAACAUCUUUAUUGUAGUGCAGACAUACCAGAGGGAUGAGCGGAUGCCACAGGAGGAACUACACCAGCAGAUUGGUCGUAUUCUUGGAGACGUUGCCCCUAGCAUGUUCCUCUCCUCGUUCUCUGAGACAGUGGCCUUCUUUCUGGGAGCCUUGUCCAACAUGCCUGCCGUGAGGACAUUCUCUCUCUUUGCUGGCCUGGCUGUUUUUAUUGAUUUCCUGCUGCAGAUCAGCUGCUUUGUCAGCUUGCUCGGCUUGGACGCCAGAAGACAGGAGGGGAAUCGACUCGACAUCAUCUGCUGCGUGAAGCUACCGGAACGUCAAGAAACAAAGACAGAUGGCUUCCUCUUCUGGUUUUUCAAGAAGGUCUAUGCCCCAUUCAUCCUCAAAGAGUGGGUGCGACCGAUCAUAGUGGCAGUGUUUGUGGGAAUACUCUCCUUCAGUAUUGCUGUGAUGAACAAAGUAGAAAUUGGACUGGACCAGAAAUUAUCCAUGCCUGAUGACUCAUACGUCCUGGACUACUUUAAGAACAUGAGCGAGUAUCUCCACACUGGAGCUCCAGUGUACUUUGUGGUAGAGGAUGGUCUCAACUACAGUAGCCCAGAGGGCCAGAAUGUUGUAUGUGGAGGGGUGGGCUGCAACAACAACUCCCUGGUCCAGCAGGUCUACUCAGCCUCACUCAUCAGUAACUACACAACCAUUGCCGUCACACCAUCCUCCUGGCUGGAUGAUUACUUUGACUGGGUGAAGCCUCAGUCCACCUGCUGUCGAUACUACAACACCACCGGGGACUUCUGCAAUGCCUCGGUGGUAAAUCCAUCUUGUGUGCACUGUCGGCCCAUGACUCCUUCUGGAAAGCAGAGGCCCAUAGGAGAAGACUUCAUGCGGUUUCUACCCAUGUUCCUGUCAGACAAUCCCAACAUCAAGUGUGGAAAAGGUGGCCAUGCAACCUACGCCACAGCAGUUGACCUGUAUCCCAACAACACGGGAGUGGGAGCCACUUACUUUAUGACUUACCACACCAUCCUGAAGGAAUCCCCAGACUUCAUAGAUGCUCUGAAAAUGGCCCGAAUUCUGGCUAAAAAUAUCAGUCAGUCCAUGGACCACAAAGUUUUUGCCUACAGCGUCUUCUACGUGUUUUACGAACAGUAUCUCACUAUUGCCUAUGACACAGCUGUGAACUUAAGUGUGUCACUGGCAGCCAUAUUUGUCGUGACGACGGUGUUGUUGGGCUUCGAGCUGUGGUCGGCCGUGGUCGUCAGCCUCACCAUCGCCAUGAUCCUGGUCAACAUGUUUGGCGUCAUGUGGCUGUGGGGUAUUAGCCUCAACGCAGUCUCCUUGGUGAACCUGGUCAUGAGUUGUGGUAUCUCGGUGGAGUUCUGCAGUCACAUUGUGCGAGCGUUUUCCAUCAGUGUGAAGAAUAACAGAGUGGAGCGGGCUGAAGAGGCUCUGGCUCACAUGGGCAGUUCUGUAUUCAGCGGGAUCACAUUAACAAAGUUUGGGGGAAUCUCAAUCCUGGCUCUUUCCAAGUCGCAGAUUUUCCAGGUCUUCUACUUUAGGAUGUACUUGGCCAUAGUGCUCCUGGGGGCCACGCACGGCCUCAUCUUCCUGCCUGUACUGCUCAGUUAUAUAGGUCCUUCAGUGAACAAAGCAAAGGUGUUUGCUGCUAACCAGCGCUACGCUGGUACAGAAAGGGAGCGCCUCCUCAACUACUAGCAGGCUGUUUGGGACAAUGAACAAUGAACUAACUAUUUGUCUGGAAGGGACUGCGUGGGUGAGCGCAAGCAGUUUCUGUGAUUACUGACACACUCACUGUCAUUGCCACUACUAUGCACGGAUUUAACUCAGGAAUAUACUUGGAUUAGGAGUGCCAGAGGCCUUGUUCAGCUACGUACUUAACUGAUUUCUGCAGAAGAAUUUGGACCCCCCACCAUUCCUCCUCACACUACAGGACAAGCCUGACUUCAGUUUGUGAAGCAUGAGCGACAUAACACGGAACAGAAAACAACACUUUGACAGUGUGGAAGUAGGAGAAACACCACCCCAACAUCAGUUAAUAGACAGACCCUCAGUCAGAUCCAUAUGCUAUCAGCUAUUUUGAUUUGGGAAAAACUCAAAAGGGUAAAACUGGUCAGUUUUUUCAUGUUUUUAAAAUAUAUACCAGGAAAAAAAACUAUGUAAAGUAGAUCUGACAUUGUUUUUGCAAACAUUUACUUAUGUGGGAGUUUUGUAGAACUAUUUGAUAUUAUGAAUAAUUUACUGACUGGAAUAUGGCACACACUGAUGCCAACAGAUAAUAAUAGUGAUAUCAUAGUCCCUCAUAACACCUGGCAUGAACAUGAAUCGCAUUCGCAGCUGUGUCUGCAUACUGUAUUAUAAAGUAGGCCAGCUAGUUGUAGCAUUUUCAUACACAGCAAUAAUAUGUAUUUAAUGUGCACAUAAAGAAACUGGGAUUUGUUUUAGCAGCUUAUCAGCUUGUUGUCGGAUUUGAAACAAAACAGUGACCUUGAGGUUUAAAUGCUGGUUUUCACGUCUGUUGAGAGAGCAGACUAGGAAUUGUAGCCCUUUUUACCUGUAGGAGUACAAGUAAAAUAUACUACAAUUUCACCAUGGACAUGGAUUUAAACAUCCUCAAAGCUGAAAUCUCAAAGUCAUUGUCUCAUUUCAGAUUCUGUUUACUGAAAUACAAGAGCCGAAACAAAAAGCAUGCUGCUGCCAUGUCGUUUAUUUCCUCAUUGGUUGCUAUUUCCAUUAUCCCAUGCCACAUUUCAUUGUAGUGAGUGUAUCUUAAGUGUCCUUUUGAGGUGCUUGCGAGACUAGGUUGUUAGUCUAUCUAGCCGCAGUCAAGGUACAUGUUCAUGCCAGAUGUGAAGGGUGCUAUAAUGCUAACAAUGGUUUUACAUUGAAGUGUAAAUGGGACACUUUUCAGUUACUGGAAAAAAAACAUUUUGUACAUCAGGAGCUGUACAGACACAGCUUUACAUUAAACUGUAAAUAAUAAACACAGGAUUAAUUUAGAUUUAUUCUUUGGUCAGCUAGAGUAUGAUAUACAGAAUGACUGGAUAACGGUACAGUCUUUGAGUUUUUCAUUCCUACACAUUUAAGUUAUUAUUAUUUUUUAAUUUUAUUAACCAUUAACAUUUUGUUACAUUGCUGCCCCCCAAAGGAAUUAAUUAGUUUUCAAGGAAUAAACAACUUUGUGUAGCCAAUUAAAAAAAAAAAACAUCCUAGGACCUUGUUCUCUUGCAUUGCGUACACCUCAACAUGUCUGAGAUUUUGACUAGUGGAGCUGAUCACCCAUUGCACCUUAAUCAGGGUGGUGUGGUCUCACUAAUUUAAUUUGAACAGGGUUGAGACAUUACUGGGAGAGGAGGAGGAUGUAACAUUUUACGCACAGUGUAUAAAAUCUGCCGGGACCUUAAAGGAACAGAAACAUUCCUUGUUUUUAGUUUUCUGGCUUUCUUUGUUUUCCUUCGAUGCAGUAAUGUUUUCUGACAUAUGUAAGAAAGACCUGUGUCGUAGACAAAAACUUAUGUAUGAAAAAUGUUUACAAGUGAAUAAGUUGUAACAUGAAGAAGGAAGAAUUGUGCUUGUUAACAGUGCUGUGCAUUGACAUUGACAAAUAAUCUCUGACAUUGAAGACUAAAUUAAGCACUGGGAUACUUAAGUUUUUAACAAUUUUACAAUAUAUUCACAUCUAUGAAUCUAUUUCUUGACCCCAAAUAUAUGUCUUUUUGCAGAUGUACACUUGAUUUAACAUUAUAUAGUUCUUAAGUACCAGUUAAACAGUUCUUGUUAAGUGAAAUUUUUGUUUUUCAGCUCCUGUCUUGAGUACUUUUUGGAGCAAAGUGUACAGUAAUUUUGUUCUUUUAAGAAGAAUAAAACUCUAGUGGCUGCUACUGUAGCAUAAACCACACACACAUUACUUGAGAUUGCUCAGACUGACCACAGCGUGGCAUCAUCCGUUCACAAAGCUCCGCUUUCAGUAAAGUAGUGGGAGUGACCUAAUUUUUGUGUCUUGAAGAGAGGCAGCCUUGCAGUGCUUUCACGUUGUCAGUGAAUUAAAUAUGUGCAGGGUGCCAGUGUUUAAAAAACGCAGAGUCAGCAGGCCAUAAUGGAGCCGGUUGUUCAGCAUCCAAAUCGGCAGCUUUUAGAUAUUUACACUAAAACUUAAGAGGCCGUCAGUCACUCAUAUCCCAUUUGAAAGUCACUGCCAAACCCAGAGCUGUGUACUUCCUCCCCGGCGUGUGUUGUUGUGACUGUCUGUCCGGCCCUGUUGUCACACAAACCUCCAGCUCAUGACUUAUUUAUCCGCUGCCCUGUGAGACCGGGGCCUGUUCUUUGAAACUGGCUGAGAGAUUAAAAUAUUAAUUUCCUCUGCAGGUCUGCUGUGCUGUCUGCAGGGGAGAACGCACAGGUUGUGAGAGAACUAUUAUGUAAGAUGUGCAAGUCUGCCUGUCUCACACUCUGACCUGCCCCUAUCUUUUAUUACGACACGCACGUACACGUACGAUACAGCACAAUACUGCAAGGCUAUUAUGAUUCAGUAGGGUGUGGAAAAACAUUUCGGGAAUAGAAAAGUAGAAAUAGAAACAAAAAUUAAUGCGUAGUCUUUGCUGACAGAUGCAAUGGAGUAUAAUGAAUCAUGAAUUACAAAAUCUGACAAAUUUAGCCUGGCAGUAAUUCCUAUAAUAUGAAGUUGUUUGUUUGUUUUUUGUACACUAUAUAUAUAUAUGUAUAGUACAAAAAACUGCACAGUUUGGCUUUCUCAACAGUACAUGCACCCAAAGUAGGUUUCAUUUAUGUAAAAAUAGUUACAGUAUAUUGUAUAAUCUGCUGCAGACAGAAUCACUCAGCAUGAUUUUAUUACGAAAGACAUUUUUAUCGUACAAUUUGUUCUGAUGGGGAGAAUGAAUCUCCCGCCCACUGAAUGUCUGCUGUUUGAAUAAUGGUGACCCUGGAUUAUCAAUCCCUGGAAUUUUUUUUUUUUUUUUUUUUUCUUAGAUAACAGGACUAAUCUAUAAAAUAAUCCCUCAAUAAUCUGUUAACUAACACAGCUCAGGGGCUCUAAUUACAACAGUCAUGUAAUUUAAUUUAACAGUUAUGUGUAAAGUUGGUUAUUUAAGUGUAAAUCCACCACAGCUAUUACUGUUAAUACUGUUCAGUAUGGCUACAGGAGACACAACGUUCAGUAACAUUUUUCUUGAAAUGCAGCUGAAUUAAUUUACUGUGUUGCAUUUUCACUGAUGAGACAGAAAACAGCCAUGGUUCCUACUACUGGUUUAAUAUCAAAUAUCAUGUGCAUCAUAUCUAUCUUUAAAGAAUACAGUGCAUCACGUUCAGGCUCAGUCCUAUUUGUUCUGUUUCCCUGUGUUUCCUCCCACAGUUGUCCUUGAGCUCAAACUGGGGGCCUCUGCCACACUGACUUAAAAAGUUGAUCUGCGUGCUUUUUAAAGAUCCAUCAAUAAAUAAGUGUAAGAAGCGUUUAAUGUC
This is a messenger RNA of Lates calcarifer (barramundi perch), 7687 nucleotides long. RefSeq names its product Niemann-Pick disease, type C1 (gene npc1). The transcript is spliced from 25 exons. Gene Ontology annotation, cellular component: membrane. The record is from RefSeq and is a predicted model, not a curated record. The coding region runs from base 92 to 3910 and encodes 1272 amino acids. Gene Ontology annotation, molecular function: lipid carrier activity. Lineage: Eukaryota; Metazoa; Chordata; Actinopteri; Centropomidae.